This is a messenger RNA of Suillus clintonianus, 1326 nucleotides long. RefSeq lists its product as uncharacterized. Lineage: Eukaryota; Fungi; Basidiomycota; Agaricomycetes; Boletales; Suillaceae. The transcript is spliced from 8 exons. Gene Ontology annotation, molecular function: 3-dehydrosphinganine reductase activity. Gene Ontology annotation, biological process: sphingolipid biosynthetic process. Gene Ontology annotation, cellular component: endoplasmic reticulum membrane. Bases 123 to 1127 code for a protein of 334 amino acids. The record is from RefSeq and is a predicted model, not a curated record.
UGGCUGUGCGGCUCAUGUGCAUGAACAUUCCUCUUGAAACAGACUUGGUAUCCCUACGGUUACGUCUGGCUGACUUAUAAGUUUACUAGCUUGGCAAUAUCACCUGCUGGCUUCAUAGCUACAUGUCCGACUGGUCUUUGGUUCCCAAGGCUUUCCUGAUCCUCUUUCUUAUUUGCUCAUCGUACUUCAAGAUGUUCUACUCGAAAAAAUGGUCUCCAAAGGGACUACACGUCUAUAUCACAGGCGGCAGCCAGGGUCUCGGACUUGCACUCGCCAAGCUCGUCGCACGGAAAGGUGCCCACGUUUCAAUAGUAGCAAGAACACAAAGCAAGCUUGACGAGGCGCUAAAAGAGCUAGAGGCUGCUCGCCAACGCCCAGACCAAAUCUUCAAAGCGUUCUCCUUCUCUCUCGACACUGCAGAGGAAUCUGCCGCCGCCCUUCAAGCAGCUAGUGACGCCCACGGCGGCCAUGUUCCCGAUGUCGUCUUCACAUGUGCAGGCGCUGCAAAACCGAUGUACCUCCUUGAAAUGCAACCAGAGGACCUCACGCGUGGAAUGACAAACGGAUACUGGAUACAAGCAUGGACCGCAUUCGCUGCUGCUAAACAAAUGGUGCGCGAGAAUAAAAAAGGGAAGAUCAUACUGGUGUCUUCGACCCUUGGAUAUAUGUCUUUGAUUGGAUAUUCUUCGUAUUCCCCUGCCAAGCAUGCUCUGCGUGGACUGGCUGAUUCAUUGCAUUCAGAGCUGAUGCUGUAUGGUAUCGACACUCACAUCUUCUUCCCUCCUACGAUGUACACCCCUGGCUUUGACGAAGAAAACAAGACGAAGCCGGCGAUCACCAAAACUAUAGAGUCGACGGAUGAAGGUCUGACAGCGGACAAGGCUGCUGCUGGAUUGCUCGCAGGUGUCGAAAAGGGUCACGCACACAUCACCGCUGAUCUGAUCACAAGCUUGUUCCGAGCUUCGACGCGUGGUUGUGCGCCUCGGAGCAACACUGCUAUGGAUGUUCUGUUGGAUUUAGCUGCGCUUAUCGGGAUACCAAUGUGGAGACGCUCGGUUGAUAGGCAGGUGCUUGCGCAUCGCGAGGAACAUAGGGAGUACUUGAGGGCGAAGGGAUUUUUCGGCUGAUGGUGUCGUGCUGAGUUCGCAUAUACUUAUACCCCAGUACUAGCUUUCGUCGUGGAACAACUGCUCCAAGCAUAUGUCAGUGAUCAAUUCAUUUCAAUUCUAGUAAGUAGGCUUAUGUAGUAUAAUCGACUGCGUACACACGUUUCUAUCUGUUCACCUUAGUCUGCCCCACAUUAUCUACGAGUUUCUCAGUUUUGAA